GCUAGUUUAUUCAGGUUCCAAGGUGUUCUUAGCCGAACACUUGAUAAGAAAGCAGUCACGAAUCGCUCUCAAUUGCCCUGAUCGUGCCGACGAGACAGGACCCAAAAAGUUCUCCAUGAUGAUGUACGCCGCGUUACUCAUUACCUUGUUUUUUGUUCCCGGGUUAUCAGAAGCUGCCUGCGGUCAGCGGCCAAGCCAGUCUCGUGUCAUCAAUGGAGUCGACGCUACUGCGCACGCGUGGCCAUGGCAGAUCAGUCUGCGCAUGAUGAGCAAAAAGGGUGAUGAUUAUCAUUUCUGUGGUGGCUCUCUCAUUGAUAGUGAGUGGGUACUGACCGCUGCUCAUUGUGUCGCUGGCAUCCGCAAUCCGCGUCGCUACUCAGUCUAUGUUGGCGCGCACGAACUUGAUGGAACAACCCAAGUCGAAGAAAAAAUCAGCAUCUCCAAAAUCUACAGCCAUGAGAAGUACUCGUCUUCUCUACUGACGAGUGACGUAGCGUUGAUUAAGCUUUCCAAGGCUGUAAGUCUCUCCAAGCACGUGAACACCGUCUGCCUACCAUCAGGGCUCAGCUCAGACGAGGCGCCUGCAGGCUCGAAAUGCUUCAUAACUGGGUGGGGUAGGAUGGUAGCUGGUGGGUCUGGCGCCAACACCCUCCAGCAAGCGGAUCUCCUGGUGGCUUCGCACUCCGACUGUCAGGCCAGAAUGGGCUACAUGUUAUCCGUCGACAAGGCGACCAUGAUCUGCGCUGGCAGCCAGGGCAAGGGCGGUUGCCAGGGCGACAGCGGAGGGCCGUUCGUGUGCGAGGAGGGGGGCAAGUGGGUCUUGAGGGGCGCGGUGAGCUGGGGGCAUGUCAACUGCCUGACGGACCACUACACCGUCUUUGCGCGCGUCAACAGUUUUAUCAGCUGGAUCAACGCUAAGAAGGCUGGCUAUAAAGGUCGCCGUUAAUCUUCAUGACGUCAAACAGUAGCCUUCCAAUGAUGUAAAAUCUCAUGGCACGUUGAAAUAAAUAUACGUUUAAAUCAAAA
Molecule: messenger RNA, 1026 nt
Organism: Nematostella vectensis (starlet sea anemone)
Lineage: Eukaryota; Metazoa; Cnidaria; Anthozoa; Actiniaria; Edwardsiidae
Product: chymotrypsinogen A
Exons: 5
Coding region: 116-946 (276 amino acids)
Biological process (GO): proteolysis
Molecular function (GO): serine-type endopeptidase activity
Source: RefSeq, a predicted model, not a curated record